Messenger RNA from Caenorhabditis bovis, 1749 nucleotides. The record is from the annotation of a GenBank genome assembly. NCBI's taxonomy places the organism in Eukaryota, Metazoa, Nematoda, Chromadorea, Rhabditida, Rhabditidae.
AUGUCCCGAUUUGUUCCGCAAAGUAAACUUGUCGAUGAGAAACUUGUUAGACGGUUCGCAAAUGAACUUGGAUACGUUGAAAAGCUACUAGUUUUAACCGGAGCUGGAAUAUCCACGGAAUCAGGCAUUCCUGAUUAUCGGUCAAAGGAUGUUGGAUUAUAUGCGAGAUCAAAUCACAAACCCGUUCAGCAUAUUGAUUUCAUGAAAUCUGCAAAUGUUAGGAGACGAUAUUGGGCAAGAAACUAUCUUGCUUGGCCAGUUUUCGGAAAUGCCAAAUGUAAUAGAAACCAUUACGAAAUAGCUCAAUGGGAAAACUCUGAACGAUUUGUAUGGCUCAUUACUCAAAAUGUUGACGGUUUACAUGUGAAGGCAGGAUCCAAAAUGAUCACAGAAUUGCAUGGCUCCGGCCGAUUUGUACGAUGUAUGCGUUGUGAUUACCAUGAAAAAAGAGAUAAUUAUCAGCGAUUGUUAGAAGAAUUGAAUCCAGGAUUCAUGCAAAAGUAUACAAACCCUGGAGAAAUGGCUCCAGAUGGCGACGUUAUGCUAGAACCGGACGCAGAAAAAGAAUUCAUUAUUUCUGAUUGUCCAAAAUGUGGAGGGAUCAUCAAAACGGAUGUGAUAUUCUUCGGUAACAUUUUCAUUGUAUUUUUCUCCAGUUCAAUUUGUGACUUUUCGGUUGACGAAUGCGACGGAGUUCUAGUGCUCGGUUCCAGUCUAUCAGUAAUGUCCGGGUACAGAUUUAUUUAUCAGGCGCACAAACAGGACAAACCAAUAUUCAUUGUGAACAUUGGUCCAACAAGAGCUGAUCAUUUAGCAACGAUGAAUGAAGUUGAGUCUGAGAAGUUUUUGAAUUUGGCAGCGGCGGCGUAUGCAGAUGCAGAAAAUGUCACAUCCCGGCAAAGCUGCAUUGAUCUUUCUUAUCCAAAUGAUAACUUUCGUGUGCUGAUGGUCAUGUCAACGCCGUGUGAUAAACACAGUAACCAAUGUCAAGCAUUUGUCGCAAUAUCGGAUGAAACUAGCCAAGUAAUAGUGUCUUUUCGUGGUACCAAUAGCGGAGGACAAUUGUUAACCGAGUUUUCGAACGGACUUCAGGAUUUGGUUCCAUUUAUUGAGACAGACGGAAGUGAUAAUCAAAUAAAUGUCGGAAAUGUCAACGUUUAUUUCCUCAAUGCAAUGAAUCAAAUGUGGGAUAACAUGGUUCAUCCAAGUAUUAUAACACGUCAAAAUUACACGUAUUUGUUAACCGGACAUUCGCUGGGUGGAGCAAUCGCAACACUGACAGCAUUUCGAAUUGCAUUUCGGCAAUAUUCGACCAAAAUUAAAGUUCACACAUUCGGAGAGCCGCGAGUUGGUGAUAUGAGAUUCGCAAACUAUUUUUCGGAUGUGAUUCCUUACGCUUUUCGAGUCGUUCAUAGCACAGAUCCAGUACCGCACUUGCCUCCAUUGCAUUUAGACAACUUGACCGCUGAUGGAUAUCCUUACCAUCAUCCAAGAGAAAUAUGGUAUAACAACGAUUUUACGAAUUAUGUGCUUUGUGAUCCAAUAAAUGGAGAGGAUUUUGAAUGUAGCGACAAGAAAAGGUUUUGGGAUUACGGUCGCGGCGGAGCACUCCGGCAUACUCAUUAUUUUAACCAUUUUGUGUCCGAAUAUGGUGCCGACGGAUGCAAUAACUCACGAUUAAGCAUUAUGAAUUUCUGGUCAUUAUAUUUAUUAGCUACUUUAUCAAUUUCGUUCUAUUAUUCAGCAUAA